Messenger RNA from Podarcis muralis (Common wall lizard), 1115 nucleotides. The record is from RefSeq and is a predicted model, not a curated record. Lineage: Eukaryota; Metazoa; Chordata; Lepidosauria; Squamata; Lacertidae.
AUGCUGGCGAAGGCGGCGGCGGACGAGGCGACGGAGCUGCGGGCGACGCAUCGCCUCAGAGUUGACGCCCGGCCGAUGCGCCCGGGUCCCUUGGAAACAAGAGUCCUGCUCGGGCCACCUUCUUGCGGGAAUCUGGAGAAGACAUGCCGCUUCCUUUCCCUUCUCUUCCCCCCGCUUUUUCUCUUUGGGGAAGGGAUGGCUUGGCUGGGCUGGGCGGUUCUCCUAGAGCAGAGGCGCGAGGCGCGCAGCCCCGGGACUCGGCUCGCCGCCGCCCGCCGCGCGCGAGUCACCCCGGCUGAUGACGGAUCAUUAAGAAGAAGUGGCCUUAGCGCCCCGUCCUCCCCCCCCCCGCUCCCCGCCACCUGGCGCCUCUCUUUUAGAGCAGAGGAUGCGCGCGGAGAAGUGGCGGAAGAGGGGCGUGUGUGUGCGCGCGCGUGUGAAGAUGGUGAUGGAGAUGGACCGGGAGAGCCAUCCUCCUCCUCUCCCGAUCCCCAACUGCAGGCAUCUAUUUCUCUCUCUAUAUAUAUCAAAGGAGACUUCACUAGUUUCUCCUUGACAGGGGCUGAUCUGUUAACCCAGGAACUACCUAGAAGGUUGGUAUCAUUGUGGAAGAAAAUCCUUCAUUUCCUGUGUGCUCAACUCUUUCCAGGUUUUCUGAUCAUGGGGUCUUUGAAGUUUCAGAAGUCCUGUGUGUUCCAAAGUUAUUCAACAUUCGCAUCCUCGUUGGUGGAUCCAUUAUGCGUUCCUGGUGUCAAUGAACUUCAUGGACUUGCAGAAAUAGAAGAACGGGGAAAAAAACAGCUCACUGAGUCCAGUUUGAUCAACUUUGAUUGUUAUCCUGCUGCUCAAAGUGAAAGUGCUGGAGGUGGAGUCCUGGAGCUACUUCAAGCAAAGCGGGUCCUGCUACUGAUUCAGAACCUAUGACUUUAUGUGGACAACGCCCCCUACAAAGUAUAAGCUACUUUUAUUUAUUAUUAUUAUUACUGAUUUUUUAGAAUUUAAUUUGCACACUGUAAGGGUAUCAGAGGGUUGCUCGAGAGCAAUCAGGCAAAUGCCUCCCUGGUUGGCUGUAAAGCCUUGUUAUUGGUGCAAAACAAAACAAAACAAAACAAAAC